CGGCGAUUAAAAAGAGGCCAAUGUCGACACUAUCACACAUGCCCUCCUCAGUCACCGCCAUCCCUUCACAUAUACCGCAAUCGUCUUGGGAAAGAAGCGUUAACGAUCGUAUGUCUCACAAAUACGGAAAACCGAUACUUAGUGGAGGAAAGAGUGCAACUAUGGCGGAUCACCACCGAAAGGAUUCGAUAAAAGACGUACGGAGGUUAAAUGUUGACAAAACUGAAAAUAAAGUCUUUGACCGCAUCAAACAACACGGAAUUAAUACACAGGAAAGUGCUAAUGGUGUUCAUCGGAUACCAACAACCAGUGACUCGCUUAUAAUUCCAUCAAAAUCCAGAAUCAGCAUUGCAGGAGAUAUAAAAAAUGACAUCCAUCAAUCAAAACCACAUAAAACAUCCAGUUUUGUUGAAAACACCAGUACAAAAGACCAGACAAAAUCACAAUUAAAUGAAGCACCACUCAAUACGCCACAAAAGGUGAAGCCACCAAAUUUGAUAUCUGAAGGUUUCCCAUCGCGCAUGAACAAAAUAAGUUCAAAUAAUACUGCUGAAGAGACAGAAAUAAUUCCUGAUAUCCCAGGUCAAGGUGAUGUUCAUAUAAAACUGCCUGAGAUACCUACCCGACUAACGAAGGCUCUCGGUCAAAGAGAUAGAACCAACAGUCACCAGAAAAGCCCACCUGCACCACCUGUUGUUGUCGAGCAAAUUCAAAUUCCAAAUAAAAGCACAUUUAGCUUCCCAAACUCCAAUAAAACACAGGAAGCAAAGUCAACAUCAAUAGACGGAACGUUGGCUAAUCUUCAACGUCCAGAAGAAACGGCUAAUAAACUGAAACUAACUCUCCUUGAAACCGAACAAAAACCACAUACAAGAGUUGCUGCCCCUAACGCUGUUAAAUCAAACAAGCGUCAAGAAGCCAAGAAAAAGAUUAUACAAGCACAGGACAUACAAUUGAUACCAUAUUCAAAUGCCAUUCCUUUAGACAAGAUCAUGCGAAAACAACAGAAUCAUUUCCGAAAGUCUCCUUCGAUUCACUCGAGUACUAAUAUGCACGGAUUAGGGAAAAGGUACGACAAGCCAGUUAAUAGGCAUAGCAAAUCAAACACGAUAGAAAAACAUCCAAGCAAUAAGGCUGAUUUCAAUCACAAAUCUUCAGAUACAUUCAGGCUUACAUCGGCCGAGAUGAUGAAUACUCCUAACAAGAAAGAAAGAAAACGUCCAUUGUGGACCACAAACAAAAUCCUUAAUCAAAACCAUGUGAAUUCAAUCAUAGUUCAUCAUAAAAGAACGGGAGGAGGACGAAAUAUUAUUCCAGAGAUGAAAUUUCAAAUAAAUAAGAAAACACCAUCUGGAAAAAUCGCAUCACCGAAUGCUCGAGAGUAUCAGUCAUCACCAGUUAAAGUUGAAAAAAUUACAAAACAUCCGAAGGUGUCUCUUCUCUCAAAAUAUCAGAAAAAACCUGUGCAAAAAUCAGAACUAAAUGCUAUUGUCGGACUAAAACGAAUUUCUCCUAUGGGUUAUAGUAAACAAGCAGCCAAUGAUAAAAAAUAUAGGCAAAAUCAUCCUAAUGGUCUUUCAAAUUCUAAUGGUCUUAAAAAGAUGGUAGGUUCAGGACGGCGGUUCAACAUCAAACCUAAAGCAGUUGUUACGGAUUCUCCUAAGAAAACGACCCCAGUCGGUGAAAAUAAAUUUGAACAGGAAAUGAAUGGGCCAGCAAAUGAAGUCAAACCUUCUGGUGGAUUGAAAACAACGUUUAAUCCCGCGACUGAAAAUGAAAUAGAAGUAGAAGGUGGUAUAACGACUUUACGGAGUAGUUCCAGCUCUACUAGUCCAAUCUCAGUUAGUGGAGAAACCGAAAGUGAGGGCGAAGAACAAACCAUGACUUCAAAGAUACAACAAACUACAGAACAAUCAACAUCUACUCAACAAGAUGAAAUGGAGUACGAGUAUGAAUAUGAGUAUUCGACAACAACAGACGUGAAUGGCAGAAUGGGCUCCGACCGAGACCCUUCUGUGGUUGGAACAGCAGGUGAUAAUAUUUUCAGUGGUUCUUGGAAGGAUGCAGCUCGCCAAAAUGCGAGAGAGAUCGCCCUGGAAAUGGAAGGAACGUGGACAGCUGUGAAUGCCAGUGUCAUUGGAAGACAAAAUACAUGUCCAUCUUACAAAAUGCGCUACCAGAGAAAUGCGGUUGUCUUCGAUACCAUCGAUGAACAAUGCAGAAUUAUAAUAACAUGGAAUAAGCGACAACAGAGGGAACAGGUGAAGGAGAAACUUUGGUGGGGUAUCAACACUUACUAUCGAUCAAGGUCUGUAUAUGUACCAGUUGUGACGUAUGUUGAUCUUCGAUGAAUAAUGAGAACAAAGAAACAGAGGGAGAAAUCCAGUUGUUGUAGAUGAACUGAAAGCAAAGGAUGCGUUUUAAACUUGGAUAGAAAAACUUAUUUUUUAUGACGCAGAUUUGUGGCAAAUGGUAGAUAUGAUGUCUACAUGUAAAUUGGAGAGAUAUGGCUCGGAAUGAAACUUUGAUUGACAUGGAAUUUUCAUAUUAUUUUUUUUCCUCACAUGUGUAAUGCACGGGUACAUUAUACGAGUAGAGCUAUUCCUAAUUAAUGUACAUUGUAUGUUGAUUUUGUAAUUGCUUUUAAAGAUUUCCCUUGUCUUAAGAUUUUUUUGGUCAUAUAAUAUGUGAAUCAGUUGAAGCUUGGAUAAUUAUAAUAAUUAGUCACCAUGGUGUGUAUAUACAUUCAUUAGUGUUUCAUAUAUAUUGUAAAAUUUUUGGUUAAAUUUCGAACAUGAAAUUUGAUUAAGGAUCUUUCAAAAAUACUACAUGCAUAAAAAUAUGUAUAAUGUGCUUAAAAUUAUGCUUUAUUUGUAUAUAAGACAAUAAUAUGUACAUAUAUUUUUAAGGUAUAUUUAUGUACGUACAUGAUUUAUAGAGAUUAUGCAUAACAUACUUUAACAUACUUUAACUAAAUUUUUGAUUUGUCUUAGUAAAGAAAAGUAAGUGAAUAGUAUUUUGAUAUACGAUGAAUGUACAUGAAUAUGCAUUAAGACAUACUUUUUUUAUAGUGUAUAAUGUAAGUGAUGAAAAAUCUACAAAUGAUAUUUUGAUAUACAAUGAAUGUACAUGGUUAUGCAUAGAGUACAAAUUGUAAGUAAUGAGAAGAAAUGUGAUUAAAUUUUACCUGGCAA
Messenger RNA from Magallana angulata, 3194 nucleotides. RefSeq lists its product as uncharacterized. The record is from RefSeq and is a predicted model, not a curated record. The transcript is spliced from 4 exons. Lineage: Eukaryota; Metazoa; Mollusca; Bivalvia; Ostreida; Ostreidae. Bases 21 to 2351 code for a protein of 776 amino acids.